This is a messenger RNA of Columba livia (rock pigeon), 2042 nucleotides long. RefSeq names its product FA core complex associated protein 20 (gene FAAP20). The record is from RefSeq and is a predicted model, not a curated record. NCBI's taxonomy places the organism in Eukaryota, Metazoa, Chordata, Aves, Columbiformes, Columbidae. Gene Ontology annotation, cellular component: Fanconi anaemia nuclear complex. Gene Ontology annotation, molecular function: ubiquitin binding. The coding region runs from base 139 to 1023 and encodes 294 amino acids. The transcript is spliced from 4 exons.
CGCCGGAAGGAGGAGGAGGAACGUCCGGUGCCCGCUCCGCCCGCGCACGCCAGCGCCGUUCCCCGGCGAGGGGGGAGCUGUGCGGCGGCAGCGCCGUUCGCGGGGCGGCCGGAGGAAGCCGGGCCCCGCGCCUCAGCCAUGUCUGAGGAAGGAGCCGCCAAGCUGCGCCUCAAGCCCAGGAAGGCGCCGGCAGCCUGCAGCCGGGAGCCCAGCCCUGGCCGGGAGCCCCCCCGGCGGCGCCAGCCAUUGGCUGACAGAUGCUCCUGGUUCGAAAAGGACGACACAAAUGAAUGUGAAAAACCCUGGAUUUUGUUACUGAAAGAUCUGCAAUGCACAAAUGGGCAAACGGUGCCCGGUUUUCCAGAGUUCCUUGGAAAGAGUUCUGAGGAAGAAAGCCUACAAGAACGAGAAGUCUUUACAGUCAGAAUGAAAGACUUUCAAUGGGUAUCAUUCCCACCUUGUUGCAGAGAGAAACAUCCAGAACCGCAGGAUCUCGGCUCCCCGCAGCUAACACGGAGCCAGAUCCACCGCUUGCACGAAGGACGGGGCCAAGCAGAUAAACUGAAGACUGUACCUGCUACAGCUGAGAAAACGUGCUGUGUAACUAUUCCAGGUCAAGCCAAAAACGUGGUUGGGGGAGACACAAAAGGAAGUUUGACGUGCCACUUGGCCUGGUCGCAAAGCUCUGCAGAGGCUCUUAGUUCUCGGCAGCAGUGCAGGGGGAUGGCACAGGCCAGCAGGGAAAACAGACGGGAAAGCGGUGGGGAAGAGCUUCAGAUACAACCAAAUCAAGGGAAGGUGUCGCUGGGGGAGGCCGCCUGUGUGCCUGCAGAACAGAAACCGCCUCCUGUGAACGGACCUGGGACUGACGGCUGCGAGGAGACUGAACAGAGUGAGGGAUCUUCAACUCUUGACAGUUGUCCCAUGUGUCUGAUUCGCUUCAGUGGAACGCUCUCCCAAUUGGACAUCGAUGGCCAUCUUGCUCGAUGCUUGUCUGAAAGUGCAGAUGAUGUGAUGUGGUGAACGGAGAAUGAAGAGCGAAGGAACAAGGCCAAGGACGAACCUCUCUCAAAGGAAAAAGGUGGCAAGGAAGCACAUCCUUGUCUCAAAAUUCCUUCAGGAUCACAAACCAGGAACUCAAUAGAAACUGAAGUGCCACCUGCCUGUUUGCAGUCUUCAAUCUGCUGAAGCGCCUGUGAAAUAGCUGUAGUGCUGAAAAUGGUGCUGUAGGAUGUACCAGAGACCCCCGCGGAAAUGAGACUCAGCACUCCUGGAAUCUGGAUACUUCUGAAUAAGUGUACGGUUGUAAAUCACUGAAGAGCCUGUUUUGUCUGACGCACCAUAGUUCUGAAUCUUUACAUGUAGAAGAAAGGCUGAACAAAAUAACCAUUAGUUCAUCUAAUCCACAAGUUUGCUGUUCGUGUAUCUCAGCAAACCUCUGCCUGCGACUCAAAACCCUGCAGUUCAGGUGCGAUCCAAGGAUACACAAUAACCACAGAAUAGUCUUAAAAUCCAGGAAGAAUCCUACAGAUUUAAUUUGCAAUGGGUUCUCGUUAAAAAGUGCACAUUGGACAUAGCUCAGUUUGAUAAAUAAUAACAGUCAUUAACUUUUUCAUUAAAGUCUUUUAAUAGAUGUGCAAGAAUAUAAAUGAUCUUAGCUGUUAUGGAUUAGUAUACCAUCUUCUGCACAAUUAAAACCAGUCAGCAAAGAUCCCAACUAAUUAAUUAUACAAAACUACAAGAACAUAUUUACUGUUUUACAAUCAUUAAAUUAGCUAGAAUUUUCAUUUACUAUUUCAAAUAAGACAACUAUAUAUCAUUACCAGAUCCAUUUGUAAUAUAUUAGGAUUUUUUUUCCAAACCACACAUUUAAUUACAUCCUUCAUUUUCUUUUAUUUAUAAAACAAGUACUUUAUAUAAAAAAAUGUCCCCUUCAUCAUGAACAGAACAUUAUUCAAACACUUGCACAUGAGCAACCAAACUUGUAUCCAGCAAACUAUUUGGCAACACAGCAACAUUGUAAAUUCCUGUAUUUUUUUUUU